AUGGGUCUUUGGGGAUUAACCAAGUAUAGCUGGAAUGAUGCUGUGCUCGUGCUGAUGCUGCGAGCGAAGGAACGCAAAAAUGCAAAGAGUUGCUCCGGCCAGCCCCCCCCCCUCCCCUCCCCUCCCCUCCCCUCCGGCUCUGCUCUUUCGCUCGUCUGCUCCGAGCCACUAUCCAGAAAAUGGUGUAGAAUAUCAGUUAAAAAAAAAACAACCCAGGCAGCGACAAGAGAGACCAGCGAGGCUCCGGGGCUUUCACGACAACGGCACAGGAGAGCCAUUCAGAAGAGCCGGGGGUCAAAGGUGAGAAGAGCAGAGGGCACCAUGGAGAGUGAGCCGGGGGCCUCCGCGGCCAACAGCACCGGCGCCGCCGCCGCCGCCGCCUCCUCCAGCACCACAGCUGCCAGCAGUAGUAGUGCCUCUAACACUAGUACUACUACGACGACUGCCACCACUUCCAGUAGUAGCAGUAGUGGUAGUAACACUAACAGUAGUGCCAGUAGUAGUACGACAGCCGGAAGACAGACAGUGCCUCAGAUAUCUGUGUACAGUGGGAUACCUGAUCGACAAACAGUGCAGGUGUUCCAGCAGGCGUUGCACAGGCCGAACACGGCAGCGCAGUACCUGCAGCAGAUGUACGCCGCUCAGCAGCAGCAUCUGAUGCUGCAAACCGCCGCCCUCCAGCAGCAGCACAACCUCAGCGCCGCUCAGCUCCAGAGCCUGGCCGCUGUACAGCAGGCUAGUAUCGCAGCUGGCCGGCAAAGCUCUUCACAGAACGGCACUUCCUCCCAGCAAACGGGAUCAACUCAGGCUACGAUCAACCUGACGACCUCCCCGGCGGCCACACAGCUGAUCAGCCGGGCUCAGAGCAUUAGUUCGACCCCCACCAGUAUUUCCCAUCAGGCAGUUCUGCUGGGCAGCCCAUCCAGCCCCACGUUCACAGCCAGCCAGGCACAGAUGUACCUGCGUGCACAGAUGGCACAACAGAACAACCUGGUGCAGGUGGCCAGGAGCCUGGGCCGGGCGGUCCCUCUGUCGCCGCAGCUCAUCUUCACUCCAACGGCCACAGUGACGGCCGUCCAGUCAGAGAGCUCCACGCAGGCCUCCUCCCAGAAUCAGGUCCAGAAUCUGGCCAUCCGUGGCCAGCAGGGGGCGACCACGUCCUCCUCUCAGACUCAGACCCUGCAGGCUCUCAGUCUGAAGCAGAGCCCCGUGCCCAUCCAGCCCGCCUCACUGAUCAAGAGUCCCAGCCAAGUGAUGCAGGCCUCCGCGGGGGGGAAGGCCGGCUCCUCUGACGGCUCGUUUGAAGCGGGGAAGAAGGGGAGCGGCGCGGCAGUCACAGAAGUCCGAGCUAUAAACAUGAGCCGCAGCGUCACCGCCAUCAGUGCUCAGCCCCUGAUUGCUCCAGCAUACACACAGAUCCAGCCCCAUUCCCUGGUUCAGCAGCACAAGCAGCAGCAGCAGCAGCAGCAGCAGCAGCAGCAGCAGCAGCAGCAGCAGUUUGUGGUCCACCAGAGUCAAGCUUCCCAGAGGGCCGCGGGCCAGCUGCUGCAGACCGCCUCCAUUCAGCCAUCGCAGCACCCGGUCCCCGUUCUGCCCAAACCGGCUCCGCACCAGCCCUCCAUGCCCAGCCAGCAGGCCACCAUCUUCCACUCCACCAUCAGCCCCCACGGCAUCCACUCCUGCCUCAACCACGCCAAAGCUCAGCCCGUCCAGCUCACUGCCAUCAACCUGCAAAUACAGCCAACGGCCGCCCGAGGACUGGUCCAGGACAGUAAAGAUAAGCCGACAUCUCUGGUGGUCAGGGAGACGUGUCCAGCCCCCGCCACACAACAGCAGCAGCAGCAGCAACAGCAGCAGCAACAACAACAACAGCAGCAACAGCAGCAGCAACAACCUGCGCCUUCGCCAUUGCAACCCGCCAAGCCCGUCGAGCAGCCCAAGGUCACUCCAGCCGCACCAGCUGUUCAGCCACAAGCGGGCACCGGGGUCUCCGCUAAGAGGGCGAGCGCCGCGCCCGGGACCCUGGCUCCGGCCAUGACCCCGGGGACCGAGAGCGAGGCGCCCACCGUGACCGGCAGCGCGCCGCAGAACGGGGACAGCAAACCGCCGCAGGCCAUCGUCAAGCCCCAGGUCCUCACGCACGUCAUCGAAGGCUUCGUCAUCCAGGAGGGAGCCGAGCCGUUCCCCGUGUGUGUGGAGCGUCUGCCGAUUCUGAUGGACAGCCCGAAGAAGCUGGAUCACCAGCUCUCCUCAGACCCCGACAAAACCCCCGUCAGCAACGCAGCCAACAGCGACUCUGAGCCCGAGGACAUGAACCUGCCAGAAAAAGAGCAAGAACCCAAGCUGACGUGUGAAUACUGUGGCUGGGUCGACUUCGCCUACACAUUCAAAGGCUCCAAAAGGUUCUGCUCCAUGGUGUGUGCGAAGAGGUACAACGUCGGCUGCACGAAGCGGAUCGGCCUCUUCCGCCCGGAGAGGAGUAAACCCACGAACCGCUGGCGUCGAAGAUCUCCGGGUCGCUCCAGUGUAGAGGCGAAGAAGCAGAAGCUGCCCCCCUCGCCGCAGCCGGCCCAGGGCGGCUCCGUGUCUUCGCCGCACCCCUCGCAGCCCAGUCAGGAGGAGUCCAGCCCGUGUUCGGACAUGUCCAGCUACGAGGAGCCGCCGUCUCCCCUGUCGGCGGCCAGCUCGGGGCCCCUGCCCCCCGCCCCGUCCCCGGCUCAGGUUCCCGUCCACCGGCAUCCGAGCAGGGCCUCCGACCAGGACGUUGUGUGUGCCGUUCGAGACGCGCCGUCACCCUGUCGGCGCUUCUUACCCAACGACCCCACCAAGUGGAACGUGGAAGAGGUUUACGACUUCAUCCGCUCGCUGCCAGGUUGUCAAGAGAUCGCGGACGAGUUUCGCUCCCAGGAGAUCGACGGACAGGCCUUGCUGCUGUUGAAGGAGGACCACCUCAUGAGCACCAUGAACAUUAAACUGGGACCGGCGCUCAAGAUCUUCGCCCGCAUCAACAUGCUCAAAGACUCUUAGCAGGAAGGUGUGUGUGUGUAAGUGUGUGAGAGAAGAGCAGACUGUAGAACUAAAUUAAAUUAUAAUAAUAACGACCAUAUAUAUCCUGGCACAGACCGACUGCACUACGGCCUCGCCUCCUCCCCCACUACUGGACCGGUUCCUUCGGAUCGCACUCUAGACGGCACUCGUGUUCGCCUGCAUCCGCUCCAUAAUGUCACGAUGUCCGCUUCAUCUUUCGCGGGGCUGACGGAGGUUGUUGUUGUUGUUGUUGUCGUUGUUCGUAGAGUUGCAGCUCGAGCACUGGGAGCUUUUAGUCUGCGUUUACGUGCACUCACCGUGAGGUCCGUGCCAUAUUCCAAAAUGUUGAUUCUCACAUUGAAAAUGAGUGAUCCAAACCUUUUAAUAAAGAACAAGGCAACGCUAGGCGUAAAUGCAUUAGGGCUCUUACACUCGGCCUCGAAGGACUUCCCAACCUCGGUUCUAUUUAUUCCUGUUGCUUGCUUUGACGAGGAACAGCUGAUGGGUGAGGUUGAAAUGAGCAGCUGGAGGGAGAUUUUUGCUGUUUGCUAUAUUGUGUGUCAGUAGACGGAAAAUCUCACAAUAUAAAAUGUGUGUUUUCUGUUUUAAAAAGUACAAAUUUGGGAAGAUUAAGUACAAAACCAGGUGGCUUGUUUACAUGACGCAACGUAGCGCUUGCUGUUGGGACAGGGCGGCUCUCUCUCUCUCGCUCUGUGGCCGAGCCACUCUUCGAAUAUACGUAUUCAAAAUUAGAAUAUUCGAUGACGGCCCUAAAGUGCAUGCACAACACAUUGCAUUUUUUGGGCCACUAUUGGCUCCAGCGGACCUGAUUUUGGAUGUGGUCUGGCCUCCCCAGCAUUGCGGUCCGAUCACAGCCGGGCCGUAAAGGCCACCGUGGAGCUGCAGGGCAUUUCUUUGACCCGAGACAUGCGGGGUUGUGUACUUAUUACGCAAUUGAAGAUCUUCUCAUAACGAUGGCAGAACUUUCAAUAACAAGAGCGCUUAUUAAUACCAGGUGAGGAUGCUACGACCUCAGAUAACACAUCUAGUGGAGACUCCUUGAUUAAAAUCUCGGAUUUUGGCCCGUUGGGAAGAAAAAAAAAGAACGUACCGGUAAAUAAAACUUAAGAAAGCUGAAAGAACACGUCGUGCACUACAGCUCAGCUGUGUCGGGUCACACUGCAACACAGUCGUUACUGAAUUACGGCAUUUAGACAACGUGAGGGAAGACCGAAUUAAUUAUUCUAUUAUUAGAGAUGUUUUUUCUUUAGUCGGCGUGAAUGAAAGAGAGCCCUUUCUCUCUGUAUAUAUGGCUGGGAACAGAACAAUUUCAUUCAAUAAUGUUCUCAUUUCUAUUCAGCUGGUACCCCUUUUGCCUUUUUCUCACAAUAAGACUCGCAGCUCUUCGACACAAAGCUCCGCACAGUUUCUCCGGCGGCCAUCGAUUUCACUUUGACUGAGGAAGUCUCCAGUUUUUCCACCUGUAGAUUUAAACGGCUCACGAAUGAUUUUUCAAAAGGAUCUACUAGAAUGUGACAUUGAUUUCUUGUCUCGGUUUCAUAAGGAAAGACACUAAGUUAUCGGAGGAACAAUUUGGGUGCGCCGCUCUCUUCACGCGGCACCGACUUUUGGCACUUAUUUUCCUUUUUUUUUUUUAAAUGUGCUUUAACAUUACGAGACACUCCACUUCGAGUGAGAGCGGAAAUCGUGCAGCGACGCAAACGAGUGUAUUUGUACAUAGCAGCUCGAUCGAGGGGGAAAAGACUAAGUGUAAAGCUGUUUUCUUUAAGUUAUCCUUUUUUAUUUUAUAACAGAAAUGUAACUGUUCAAUAUUUUGAAAUAUGCAAAUGUAUAAACAUCAAGGCCUGGGAGUUGUUUUUUAUUAUUAUAAUUUUGUGUUUUGUGGCUGUGAUGGAAAGUCAACCUUUUUUUUUUUUUUA
Messenger RNA from Cyclopterus lumpus (lumpfish), 4967 nucleotides. It is a transcript of the gene phc2b, whose product is annotated as polyhomeotic homolog 2b (Drosophila). The record is from RefSeq and is a predicted model, not a curated record. The coding region runs from base 1 to 3027 and encodes 1008 amino acids. Gene Ontology annotation, molecular function: zinc ion binding; protein binding. Gene Ontology annotation, cellular component: nucleus; PRC1 complex. Lineage: Eukaryota; Metazoa; Chordata; Actinopteri; Perciformes; Cyclopteridae. The transcript is spliced from 17 exons.